This is a messenger RNA of Daucus carota subsp. sativus, 2302 nucleotides long. Its product is annotated as NADPH-dependent diflavin oxidoreductase 1. The transcript has 12 exons. Gene Ontology annotation, cellular component: cytosol. NCBI's taxonomy places the organism in Eukaryota, Viridiplantae, Streptophyta, Magnoliopsida, Apiales, Apiaceae. The coding region runs from base 114 to 1967 and encodes 617 amino acids. The record is from RefSeq and is a predicted model, not a curated record. Gene Ontology annotation, molecular function: FMN binding; oxidoreductase activity; flavin adenine dinucleotide binding.
UUAGACUUCUAACGUUACUUUCUUUUAGGGUUUAGAAUUUGUGAGCUUGGGCUUAAAUAAACUCUGCAGUCUGCUCCAUACAGAAUUUCGAACCCACGAAUUCUACUUCGACAAUGGAGAAGAAGAAGCUGCUAAUUUUGUACGCCUCACAAACAGGCAACGCAAUAGACGCGGCUGAAAUAUUACAGCGCGAAGCAACGCGGAGGUGCUGUCGCGUCACUCUUCUCUCUAUUGAUCAAUUCGAUGCUAACCAUUUACCCAAUGAGGAGAACAUUGUUUUUGUUGUUUCCACCACGGGCCAGGGCGAGCCACCGGAUUCAAUGAAGACAUUCUGGACAAUUCUCUCGCGUAAAGACCUUGGACCUGAUUGGUUGAAGGGAGUUCAUUAUGCAGUGUUUGGACUGGGGGAUUCAGGCUAUAAGACGUACAAUUAUGUUGCAAAGAAGCUCGACAAAAAGUUAUCUUGUUGUGGGGCAGUGGCAAUUGUGCAAACGGGCCUUGGAGAUGAUCAAAAACCCUUAGGGUACGAGGGGGCUUUAGAUCCCUGGAUGUCUUCCUUAUGGAAGUCUUUGUAUCAAUAUGAUCCUAAUUUACUUCCAAAAGGCCCAGAUUUUACUGGAAAUGCGAGCUUAAUAGAUCAGCUAAAAGCUCAAGUUACAUAUCAUGAACUUGAUGACUUGCAUUCAGAAUUUCCAGCAAUUACAGAUAUGGAGUACCUCAAAAAUCAAAUUGAGAGAGCUCACUUGAUGUCUACCAAUUCAUUUUCUAAAAAGAAGGCUCGACCUCACUGCAUAUUACAAGUGAUAAAUAACAACCCGCUGUGCAAAGAUGUACACCAAUUGGAAUGUGAAGCUGUUUCAUCCUUGUCUCCGCAGUCUGGCAUGUAUGAUGUAGGUGAUGUUCUUGCUGUUCUUCCAGAACAAAGUCCCGCAGCUGUAGAUGCGUUUAUUAAGCGUUGUAAUUUGAAUCCUGAAUCUUACAUUACAAUUCAUCUUAAAAAUCAAGGUCAUGAUGCCGUAAAGCCACCCAUCAGAUUAAAAUCAUUCAUUAAGUUUACGAUGGAUGUUGCAUCAGCUUCCCCCAGGCGCUAUUUCUUUGAGGUCAUGAGUUUCUUUGCCAGCACUCAGUCUGAGAAGGAAAAGCUACAGUAUUUUAUAUCAGCAGAAGGCAGAGAUGCUUUACAUAAUUAUCAGAAGGAACAAAAAUCUGUUUUAGAGGUAUUAGAAGACUUCCCAUCUGUACAAGUACCAUUUGAGUGGUUGAUUCAGUUGGUUCCUCCACUGAAAACAAGGGCUUUCUCUAUUUCUUCCUCCUGUUUAGCUCAUCCCAAUCAAGUACAUAUAACAGUUAAAGUAGUAUCUUGGAGGACACCUUCCAGUAAGAAACGUGUUGGUCUCUGCUCAUCAUGGCUUGCUGGACUUGAUCCUCAACAUAAGGUAGCAAUCCCAGUGUGGUUCAAGAAAGGUUCUCUUCCCUCUCCAGAUCGAUUAGUCCCUCUCAUUCUCAUUGGACCGGGAACUGGUUGUGCACCUUUUCGCGGAUUCUUGGAGGAAAGAAAAUACCUAAGCAGCUUCGGUGCAACAGCACCUGUUCUAUUCUUCUUUGGUUGCCGAAAUGAGGAUGAUGAUUUUCUGUACAAAAAUUUCUGGUUGUCUCUUUCAGAAAGCAGUGGAAUACUUUCAGAAGAUAUGGGUGGAGGCUUUUAUGUUGCCUUCUCUAGGGACCAGCGCGAAAAGGUUUACGUCCAGCAUAAGAUGCGGGAACAGAGCGCUAGGGUCUGGAAGUUGCUUCAUGAUGAUGAAGCUACAAUAUACGUUGCAGGUUCUUCUAUAAAAAUGCCGUCUGAUGUGUUCUCGGCCUUUGUGGAUAUUAUGUGCAAAGAAGGAAAUAUGGCAAAAGAAGUUGCUACAAGGCUUCUUGAGCAAAUGCAAGAGGCUGGUAAGUAUAAUGUGGAGUCCUGGUCUUAAAUUUUUUGUCGGAGAAUGCCAACAACUUGGGUAGAUUGUAGAUUUCAGUUUUAAUUUUGUCAGUGUUCUUAAUUGCAUAGAUAGUCCAUGUGAGGCUCCAGAUUCUCGCUUGUCCGAAAUUUAUUAGAAAAACACGUGCUAUUUGACUGAUUUAUAAGUUUGCGAUUCAAGGAAGCACCAGGACCUAAUCUGAAUCCAAUUAAUCAAAUUCUUCAAUAUGAUAUUAUGGUUCCUAUGUCACUUUGUUGCUUAUGUAUAGUCAAUAUCUUAUGUAAACAGAAGUGUUUACCCUUUUUCUCUAUAUAAAUUUAUAAUGUUACAGUAACAUGUUUUAA